AUGCCCACGCGUCCACCUGCGCCGCGGGCUACGGCCGAGCGGGCAGGGCCGGCAAGGGGCGGGUCCCGAAGGGAGCGCGUGCCCGCAGCCCCCGCCGCCGCGCCCGCGCCCGCCCCCUCACUUCCUGUUGUGCCACAAGCCCCCCGGCCCCCACCUCCGCUCUGGGCCACUGUGGGGGCAGCUGCCGCGAGAAUCCCACAUAGGACCGACGGGGCGCGCAAGGCUGGCCGCUCACCGAACAGCGACGCUCCCUCUCGGUCUCUGCCUCGAACACGAUGCGCCUUUCCGCCAGCAGCCUCCUCACGCAGAGAACUCGAGGACGGCGCGGCACCCGCUGCGAACCCCGCAGCGGAGCAGAAGGCGGCGACGGCUGAGCCGAGCCCACCGAGUGCCCGCACCCGGCCGCAUCUCUCGCUGCCGCAGCAGUUGUCGCGGUCCUCCCGCCUCCGCACGUGGCGAGCGGCAGCGGCCCAGCGGCUAGCGCGCGGGUCUUCUGGCCGCUACCCGUCGAGCGCGCGCUCGGGGCGUUCCUCGCCGAAUCCGGGCCUAUCUCUCGCUUCGCUGCAGCCGCCACACUCAAACCCCCAUAGUGGGCCCCUCCCAGACGCCGUAGUCAUCGCAGCCGCUGCGCGUCACUUCCGGGACCGGCAGGGGCGGAGCUGCGAGCCAGAGGGGUGCUGCGAGCCCCGGCCGCCCCAAAACUCGGGUUUGAGAGGGACCAUGGGGCUUCGGGAGGGCGUACAGUGAGGGCGCCCCUCGGAGUUCCCCAUUUGUCACUUUCCUCCGGGCUCGGCCCUGUUACUUCCACUUCCCUGUGGCGCCUGACCGCAACCCGCAGGACCAAAGCAGGACCAAAGCUGCCGCCUCUCUGGCGAUCUCGUACUCCCCGGAGUAUUCUCGGUCCUGGGACCCUCCGCUCUUUCCCCUUGAAGGCGACCACUUCUAUUUCUGAUAAGUGUAAUAGCUUCUCCCUCUAUGCUCCCGGUCCUGCCUUCCUCCUGCAGGGUGGACGAAGACGUUGGUGCCACCACAACAUUCUCAUCGAAGUGCCAUUUCCCAGGGCACUACAAACAGUCGAAAAAUAUUAAAUCAACACUGUGGCUCUCCAGCCCGGGAAUUAACAAAUUGAAACGCUUGUGUCCUGGGAAAAGCCCACUCUGGCACGUGAGUCAGAGACCCGGAGUCUAGUCGGGGCUCUACCCCUUACUCGGCGACCUUAAGCAAAUUUCUUAACGUCUCCAAGGAAAUUUUCAAUCUUGGAUUGAUGACACUGACACCCACAGAGAACAUCAUCGCCAUCCACGACUUACACAGUUUUCAGAGUUCUUUCAUGAUCUCUUUUGAUCCUGUUGACAUAGACAAAGACUUCAGCUGUAGAUCCAGAGAUGAUGUGGGAGGCAAAAUCAGGCUGAUGAAUAGAUAAAUACGGUUCUAAAUAGGGCUUAGUUUUGUGGGAAGGGAAGGGACGUGGACGGCUGGGAGAGGGAGAAAAAGUACCGCCUUCCACACGUUAAGGAACAUUUCCUGAAAGAGGUGGAGUUUGAAAGCCUUGGUGCCAAUUCCAGAAUGUGUAUUGCCACCUUUUUUCUCCCUGACUUUAUAUAUCCAGUGGCAAAACAAAUUUAGUUUUUGCUAUACUGGAGGACUUAGCUUAUGAGUUGUACACCCACCUCAGAAAUGUGACACAGCUACUGGCCUCCCUCCUUUAGACUCUUGAGGGAAGAAAAUUUGAAUUCUGUCUAGUCUGUGGGGCUUUUUUCAUCCCUUUCUCCUGGCUUCUUCCCUGCUUCUUAGAAAAUGCAGCAGUGAUGUAUGUAACUGAUUGAACAUGACUAGGAAUCAGAUUCUAACGGGACACCCCUAAAGCAGAGGGAGUAUUGAGGUUCUCCCCAUAACAGAAGAGAAUCCAAAGACAAGGUUUCAUGGAACAAAGAGUUGUGUUUAGAAUUUGUUUGGAAUUUACCCUUCCCCACUGUGUAUAUAGUUUGUCAUUUUCUCUUUGUAACUUCUUCCAUUCUCCCCCUCCCUGUCUCUUUCUCUUGUUCUCUUUUUCUUUCCUUUGCCCUCUCUCUUGCUCUCUCACACUUACUUUUAUUCCUAUGCCUACUUUUUCCUCUCCCCUUUUCCCUUUUCCUCUCUAUGCCUCACCCCUGCCAGUGGUCCUCAUGAGAUCUUAUUAGCCAUAAUAGAGGUCCUUGUGCCUAAGACUAUUUCAAAUCAAAAAAUAUUUUUUAUGCAUUAACCAUCUGCUGAGCACUGUGCUAGCUACUUUUGGAGAUACAAAGAUUACUAGGACCAGUCCCUUCUCUUUAGAAGUUUGUAAUCAUCAAGGGGGUAAAAGCCACUAUGCUAUAGGAAAGGGGAGGGGGGGGUUAGGUUGGGGUAAAAUUUAUGUGCUGGGAGUAGGGAGAAGGAGGCCCAGGAGGAGCCUCCUGGACACUACAGGGUGUCUAGGAUUUAGAGAAAGUUGGGGUGGGGAUGUGUAGGGAAACAUUCUGCUUGGAAUUACUUCUUCCCCAAACUCCCCCACCUGCCUAACCCCUACUUCAGGUCUCAGCUCACAUGUUGCCUACUUCAGGAAGAUCCUCCAGGCACUUAGCCUGGGUUGGGUGCCCUCCAAGGAGCUCCCAUCAUGUCCAGUGCUAACCCUUCUUGCAGCUCUCACCACGCUGAUUUGAAAUUUCUUUUUCACCUCUUCAGCCCUUUGUACUGAGUCCAUGAGAGGAGAACCUCAGUCUUGUUUACCACUGCAGUCCCAGAACUCAGUGCAAUCCCUGCCCCAGUAGCUGCUGAGUAAAUGCUUAAUAAAUCAAUAGAUACUCUAGGCUAAGGGAUUGGCAUAGCAAAACUCAGUGGUAUAAAACUCCCUGACAUGGAGAAGUGUAGUAUGAUUAAAGCUUGAGCCCAUUUCCUUCCACCUCUCCAUGGCCUUGCUCCAUCCAUUAUUGCCUCUCAAAUUUUUAGUCUCUCACCUCCCUAUCCUUUUGCUGGUAAAUGCAUUCAAGUCUCACCAUCCUAAGAAAACUCCCCCCUUCAACUAUCAGCCUAUCCCUCUAUUUCCUUCUGCUCAGAAUCAAAUUUAAUAAAAUAAUGUUUAUAUUUGCCACCUACACUGUCUCACCUUCUAGUCACUCUUCAGUAAAUCUCUUUACUGUCUUGUCCCCACCAUUGACUUCUCUAGUAAAGGCUGCAGCCAUCCUGAUUGUCAAAUCUGACAUCCCCCUUUUCAGACAUUAUCCCAUUUGCCAUCUCCUAUUCAUCCUCACGACCAGCUUAGAUGUCAUCUUGUUAGGUAAAACUCCCCCAAGCUCUAAAAUAGACUUAAGUGCCCCUUUCUGGCACUACUAGCCUUUUCCACCCUAAAACACUUGCCUCUCUUGGUUUCCAUGAUUUUCCUUCUGUCUCUCUGGUCAGUUUUCUUCUCUCUUUCAGGGCUUCUCUUCUACCAGCUCUGAAGAAUGGCUUCUGUCCUUGCCUUAGUUUCUAUCCCUGGCCUCUUGUCCCUCAACACACUCUCCAGGAGGCACCUCAUUCUCUCCAAGACUUCAUUUACCACCCAAGUGCUAUUAACCCCUAACCGCUAUUUCUGACCCUGACU
Choloepus didactylus (southern two-toed sloth) is the source of this 3598-nucleotide messenger RNA. Its product is annotated as translation initiation factor IF-2-like. The record is from RefSeq and is a predicted model, not a curated record. NCBI's taxonomy places the organism in Eukaryota, Metazoa, Chordata, Mammalia, Pilosa, Megalonychidae. The transcript is spliced from 2 exons. Bases 1 to 747 code for a protein of 248 amino acids.